Molecule: messenger RNA, 1383 nt
Organism: Leptinotarsa decemlineata (Colorado potato beetle)
Lineage: Eukaryota; Metazoa; Arthropoda; Insecta; Coleoptera; Chrysomelidae
Product: probable cytochrome P450 4s3
Molecular function (GO): heme binding; monooxygenase activity; iron ion binding
Source: RefSeq, a predicted model, not a curated record
AAAAUCUUAUGGGUAUCAAACUGAAACCGGAAGAAAAUGCAGCGGAAGAAGAAUAUAUUGAAAAAACUAAAGUGAUGUUACGAAUAGUCGGCGUGAGAUUCUUCUCCUUUUGGCAACGAUUCGAAACGAUCUUUCUUAUGUUUUCCAAGCACAGCAAAAUCUAUUUGGACUAUGUCGGUACGCUGAAGAAGUUCACGCUUGAUGUCAUCGAAAGACGAAGCAAAACUUUCAAAGAAGAGAGAAAAGAAGUUGGUACUGAAAACGAUUUUGGGAUAAAAAAAAAAGCUGCUCUGAUGGAUAUAUUGUUGGAGGAAAGUGAAAGAGGCACGCUGACGUAUGAAGAUAUCAGGGAAGAAAUUGAUACCUUCAUGGUGGCUGGUCACGAAACUUCAGCCGGUAUAUUAUCUUUCGCCUUAUUUGAACUCGCUAGACAACCGGAAGCUCAGCAGACUUUGUAUGAAGAAAUAAUGGCCAUAGCUCCGGAGGGAGAUAUUUCCAUGGAUCAGCUGAACGAUAUGCAGUAUUUGGAAUGUGCUGUCAAGGAAGCCUUACGGAUGUAUCCUCAGGUGCCAUUCAUGGAGCGACAAAUAAUAGAAGAAUUUGAAUUAGAUGGAAUCAAAUAUCCCAUCGGUACAGUUUUUUCAAUUCCGAUAAUCAACAUGCAAAACGAUCCAGACCUGUUUCCAGAUCCUGGCACAUAUGAUCCUUCGAGGUUCUUGCCAGAAAAUGCCGAUAAAAUACCGAAAUAUAAUUACCUACCUUUCAGCGCUGGACCUAGGAUAUGUAUUGGUUACAAAUACGCCAUGUACUCUGCAAAAUGUUCGCUUGCCAAAGUAAUCAGAGAAUACGAGGUGCUUCCCGUUCCAGGAUUCAAUGUCCAACUGGAAUUCCAAAUAACCCUCAAAUCUGUGACGGGAAUCAAUAUCAGAUUGAAGAAGAGAAAACACCAACGAUAAGGACUAGCAACAUGACGUUGAUAGUGUUAAUUUUUCGAAAUUUUUAACGAUUAUUUUAUUCAAGCGAAGAAUUUUCAACGAAAGUUGGAAAGGUCUAUUUUUUGUGACUGUGACUAUGAACUUGAUUUAGAAUUUUCAUGCCAGUUUUGAAGAAUGUCAAGAAGUUUUUUUUAAUAUGAGUUUAGUUAAGUUAGAUUUCAACUUCUUCAACGAUGUGAAAACAGGCGACAUGUUAAUAUUGUUUUAAGAACAUGCCGUACUUGAAAGGUGCUAUUUUAUCAUCAUUAUUUCUCCAUGCUAUAAUUACAAAAAAUUUUUGUUGUUGAUUUGCAUUUAUGAACUUUUUUUUAUAUCAAUGUAAUUCUUACGUUUGAAAUGAUGAUUCAUUGGUGUAGGGGCAGAAUAUUAAAUGGAUCUUCAUCAGAAA